Aspergillus sclerotioniger CBS 115572 is the source of this 1314-nucleotide messenger RNA. RefSeq lists its product as uncharacterized. The coding region runs from base 1 to 1314 and encodes 437 amino acids. The transcript has 10 exons. Gene Ontology annotation, molecular function: transmembrane transporter activity. NCBI's taxonomy places the organism in Eukaryota, Fungi, Ascomycota, Eurotiomycetes, Eurotiales, Aspergillaceae. The record is from RefSeq and is a predicted model, not a curated record. Gene Ontology annotation, cellular component: membrane. Gene Ontology annotation, biological process: transmembrane transport.
AUGUCUUCGGAGGCAUGUCCUUCAUCAUGUUUGUCGGGCUUUCGGCAGGGGGUCUUCCGGCUAUUCUUUACGGAUUGGGGUGCCUAUCACUAUGCUUGCUUCUUGGUUCCAGAUCAAUAUCGGCGUCAGGUUGCCUACCCGCUGGGAUGGAUGAAAUAUCUCGGCUGUUGCGCAAUAGUCGCGACAUUGGUAUUGGGCUUGGUUAACCUCUGCCGCCCGGAGUUCGAUGUCACGUCCAGAUGGAAGCUGUUUCUGGUGUAUCUGGCAGUGAACGGGUUGUGUUGGCUCUGCAACCUCUGGGGUGUCAAGGGUAUCCCAACACUAGAGCUUAUAGGAUGCUAUGCUACUGCUCUUGGAUUCGUGGCAUUCACCACCACCCUUCUAGUCAAGGCACUCAAGGCCGACCCAAGCUUUGUCUUUGUGGACAUUAACAAUGACACCGGAUACAGCUCGAAUAGCUUCGCCGUCCUGUUAGGGAUGUUUACCAGCUUUUCAACCUUGAUGGGACUCGACGGUCCUGCACAUCUCGCGGAGCUUCAUCAACCAAAAAAGCCUUUGCCCCGGAUUAUGCUAAUAGUCAUCUUUUCUCAAUUUGUUGUUGGGGUUGUCUGGAUUAUUGUGUUGGGAUUUUCGAUCACCGAUCUCGCAGCAAUCACAAAAACCGCAACAGGAGUCCCUAUACUGGAGCUAAUCAGGCGCGCAACGGGAAGCAACGCUGCAGCGAUCGUGUUUUGUUUGAUUGUCAUUAUCAAUAAUACCGCCUCAGCACUCGGAAGCGCAGUCACGAUGAGCAGACAAGGCUACGCGUUCGCUCGUGACGGCGGUUUGUUAUGGAACUCCAAGCUCAUUGAGAUGUCUCCUGGUUCUCAUAUGCCAUUCUGGUCUAUCAACCUGCCUUUGUUCCUAGUUGCCGCCGUGGGACUGAUCUUCGGCUUUCCCAGCCUGGUCCUCCUUGUCACACGAGGCCGCCUACUGCCCGAAAAUGAUCGGUGGAAUUUUGGCACAUGGAGCAUUCCCAUAUACGGAAUUGCAGUUGGAUAUUCCGUUCUAGUGGUUAUUGUUUCCUUCAUUCCACAGUCGCAUCCAGUGACAGCCGUAAAUGUGAACUAUACGGUGUUGGUCAUGGGAUGCUUUGCGAUUGCCAUGGGUUUGGGGUGGGUCUUUGAAGGCCGCAAACUCUUCUCUCCACCGGUUAACGACGAGGUUGUUGUUGCUACUUCUAGUACCCUAGACGGGCUCGAUGUUGCUGAGGAAGAAGUGAUAAUCGACGGGAUAACCAAUGGUCAAGACAAGUAUCAUAGCUCUGCACAUUGA